This is a messenger RNA of Papilio machaon (common yellow swallowtail), 9992 nucleotides long. It is a transcript of the gene rg, whose product is annotated as neurobeachin. Lineage: Eukaryota; Metazoa; Arthropoda; Insecta; Lepidoptera; Papilionidae. Gene Ontology annotation, cellular component: membrane; cytosol. Gene Ontology annotation, molecular function: protein kinase binding. The record is from RefSeq and is a predicted model, not a curated record. The transcript is spliced from 54 exons. Gene Ontology annotation, biological process: intracellular protein localization. The coding region runs from base 120 to 9602 and encodes 3160 amino acids.
AAUGGUAGAAAGCGACAUUGGUGCGUUAUCAUGUGAGCCGAUGGAAUAAUGUUUUCUUGAAUUUUUUCGUCGUGAGUGGAUUAAAUUUUGUGUGUAAGUGAAUAGUGACAUAGUUAAAUAUGGCGGACUUAAAGUCGCCGCCUUUUAGUGAAAUUACGAGACCUGAGGAAGUAGUCAGGAUGACGACGAACGAUAGCCUGAAAUUUGCAGUCCUUAUCGGCUUGAUUGAAGUCGGACAGGUGACCAACCGGGAGGUGGUGAACACCGUCUUACAUCUGCUGGUGGGCGGGGAGUUCGACAUGGAGCUGAACUUCGUGAUCCAGGACGCUCAGAACAUCCAGCACAUGCUGGAGCUGCUGGACCACUGUCCGCCCAGUCUGCAGGCGGAGAUCUGGUCCGUGUUCAUCGCAAUCCUGCGCAAGAGCGUGCGCAACCUUCAAGCGUGCACAGACGUCGGCCUUAUACACCACGUGCUACAGAGGCUGCCCCGAGCAGAGACAGUUGUCGCUGAUUUACUCAUCGAAAUGUUGGGAGUCCUUGCGAGCUACAGCGUCACAGUCAAAGAACUCAAGCAGCUAUUCAACGCCAUGAAAGCCGUUAAUGGCAAAUGGCCGCGCCACUCAGCUAAGCUCCUCAACGUGUUACGUCAGAUGCCCCACAGGAACGGUCCAGACGUCUUCUUCAGCUUCCCUGGAAGGAAAGGAUCAGCGAUAGUGCUGCCCCCACUAGCCCGGUGGCCGUACGAGAACGGUUUUACCUUCACCACAUGGUUCCGACUGGAUCCCAUCAAUUCAGUGAACAUUGAGCGAGAGAAACCAUAUUUGUACUGUUUCAAGACGAGCAAAGGCGUGGGAUACACGGCGCACUUCGUGGGCAACUGCCUGGUGUUGACGUCGAUGAAAGUCCGCGGCAAAGGCUUCCAGCACUGCGUCAAAUAUGAGUUUCAGCCCAGAAGAUGGUACGCGAUAGCCGUGGUGUACAUCUACAACAGAUGGACGAAGAGUGAGAUCAAGUGCCUGGUCAAUGGUCAGCUCGCAUCCAGCACCGAGAUGGCCUGGUUCGUCUCCACUAAUGAUCCAUUCGACAAGUGCUACAUCGGGGCGACGGCGGAGCUGGACGAGGAACGCGUGUUCUGCGGCCAGAUGGCAGCCAUCUACCUGUUCGGCGAGGCGCUCACCACGCACCAGAUCUGCGCCAUGCACCGCCUCGGACCUGGAUAUAAGAGUCAAUUCCGUUUCGACAACGAAUGCAACAUCAGUUUGCCGGAAAACCACAAAAGGGUGAGCGAGUCGGCCGCGCCCAAGCUUGAGUACGCUGAACCCCCGCCCGAUCCCGAAAAUGAUCCCAAUCCCGAAAUGAAUCCCGAAACCAAUGCUCCCGUCGCUUCUGAAGAUACCAGGGGAGCAGCAGAAGAUAGUGUAGUAGUAAAGGAAGACUCGACGCCUCGUGGAAGGAGGCUUGCGGAUGAAGCGCGCGAAGUGGCCGCCGCGCAUGCCACCCUGCUCGUAGAUAUUGAAGCAUGCAAGCGUGUGUUAUACGACGGCAAGUUGUCUUCAGCCAUCGUGUUCAUGUAUAAUCCGGUGGCGACAGACGGACAGCUAUGCUUGCAGUCCGCGCCCAAAGGCAACGUCUCCUACUUCGUGCACACGCCGCACGCCCUCAUGCUGCAGGAGGUGAAAGCGGUGGUAACACACUCCAUCCACAGCGCGCUCAACUCUAUCGGCGGCGUGCAAGUCUUGUUUCCACUGUUCGCGCAGCUCGACCUGCCGCACGAUGCGCCGCCCAACGAGCCCAAGAGAGAUCCCAUGCUGUGCUCGAAGCUGCUCGGUUUCGUGUGCUCGCUGGUGGAGUCGUGCGGCACCGUGCAACAACACAUGCUGCAGUGUCGCGGCUUCCUCGUCGUUUCCCACAUGCUGCAACGCUGCGCCCGCGACCAUCUCACUGCAGACACGCUGGCCUCAUUCCUGCACCUUACCAAACAUCUCGUCACUUGCUGUUCGCCCAACUCUGAUCUGCUGCUCAAACAGCUGCUCGACCACGUGCUGUUCAACCCCUCGCUGUGGAUCCACACCCCGGCGGCGGUGCAGGCUCGGCUGUACUGCUACCUGGCCACGGACUUCCUGGCUGACGCACACAUCUACGGCAGCGUGAGGAGAAUUAGUACAGUUCUGCAAACUGUACACACGCUCAAGUAUUACUAUUGGGUGGUUAAUCCGAGGACCAAGAGUGGGAUCACUCCUAAAGGAUUGGAAGGUCCCAGGCCCGCGCACAAGGACAUCCUCACCAUCCGUGCGUACAUCUUGCUGUUCUUGAAGCAGCUCAUCAUGAUCGGCAAUGGCGUCAAAGAGGACGAGCUGCAAGCCAUCCUGAAUUACCUCACCACCAUGCAUGAGGAUGAAAAUCUUCACGAUGUCCUACAGAUGUUAAUAUCUCUGAUGUCAGAACACCCCAGCUCUAUGGUACCCGCUUUCGAUGCAAAGGGCGGAGUGCGGACGAUAUUCAAGCUGCUGGCCUCUGAGAGUCAGCUGAUCAGACUGCAAGCGCUCAAACUGCUCGGCUUCUUCCUCAGCCGAAGCACACACAAGCGUAAAUACGACGUGAUGUCACCCCACAACCUGUACACGCUGCUGGCGACGCGGCUGGGCGCGGCGGGCACUGGGGGCACUGCCGGCAGCGCGGGGGGCACCGCGGGGGGCACCGCCGGGGGCACGGGGGGCACGGCGAGCGCGGGCCUGUCGCUGCCCGUGUACAACGCGCUGUACGAGCUGCUGACGGAGCACGUGGCGCAGCAGAUCCUCUACACCAGCCACCCGGAGCCGCAGCCGCACUUCCGACUGGAGAACCCCAUGAUACUAAAAGUGGUAGCGACACUGAUCCGACAGUCCAAGCAGACGGAACAGCUGCUGGAAGUAAAGAAGCUGUUCCUAUCGGACAUGACGCUGCUGUGCAGCAACAACCGCGAGAACCGGCGCACGGUGCUGCAGAUGUCGGUGUGGCAGGAGUGGCUGGUGGCCAUGGCCUACAUCCACCCCAAGAAUGCAGAGGAGCAGAAGAUCUCCGACAUGGUGUACUCGCUGUUCCGCAUGCUGCUGCACCACGCCAUCAAGCACGAGUACGGCGGCUGGCGCGUCUGGGUCGACACCCUCGCGAUUGUGCACUCCAAGGUUUCAUACGAAGAGUUCAAGCUCCAAUUCGCUCAAAUGUACGAGCACUACGAGCAGCGACGCGCGGACAACAUAACCGACCCGGCGGAGCGCCAGCAGCGGCCGAUAUCCACCAUAUCUGGCUGGGACAGGCACACCGAGCCCGCCGCGCCCCGCCCGCGCCCCGAUGCCGACGACAGCGUCGCCAGCACGCCCGGCACCAUCAAGAAGCAGAACGUCCUCAACCACGCGGCACAGACGGAGAUCGGCAAAGGCCUCUCCCUCAGAGAAGUCGAGGGCUGCAACUGCAGCAAACGUGAUCCCCGUGAAAGUGACAGGAGCGUAGAGCCGCGGACUACACAAGUGUACGGUGACGAGUGUAAAGUGCAUAGUCCUCUCAAACAGAGCGCGAGCUCCGAUGCCGGCGGCGACGAUGGUUGUGAUAGUUUUACGAAUGAAACUGAGCACGCGGUCGAUGAGGGCGAGCAGCCCGACGGUGAAAAGCUGCCCAGCCCCGAUAGCGAACUGGUGCAGUCGAUUAUUGAUAACAAGCUUCUAGAGAGUUCCGAGUCCGGCAUCGCAAUAAUCGACUCGGACAAGACCGACAAACCUCUCAGUCGGCAGGGCAGUCUGGAUUACAUUCCAGUCAGGGACAUAGGAGACAGCCUCGCCAAAGAUGACAACACGGACAAAAGCGAAGGCAUUCCCUCGAGCUUGUCGGCGAGCGAGGCGGCGAGUCCCGAGAAAGUAGUCGAUAUGAAUAUUAUAAAUGAGAGAGAAUCAGAAUUAUCCGAUCGGUCCGAAUUAUACUUGACUCCUAGCGAGGCCACGAGUCCCAGAAGAACGCAGGAAAAGUCUGAAAUGAGUAUUUCUGAAGAGAUAACCAGCGAUGAUCCUAAACAUAUUGCUAUUAACAUUGUGAACGACGUGCUGUCUAUUGCCCUCGAGACGGUCAAACUGAAGGCGGAUGACGACACGGACUCCGGAGCGAUAUCUGGAGGACUGCAUUCGGAAGGGAACACGCCCAACGGACGAGACGACUUCGAACAGGACAUGGAGGAAAUGAUCGAUCAAAAACAAACCGUUGAAACGAUCGCUAGCGAACUUGUAAUGGAUCUAAUCUCAACAGUUGUUGCUAAAAGUGAAGCCCAAGAAGAGACGGUAGCCAAAGAUAACGAAAGCCCUAAAAGAGAUUCGACUCCUGAACAUUCCGAGGAAGGAAAUGUUCUACCUUUAGAUGGAGAUUACAUAGUUAAUCCCGAUAGCGACGAACCAUCGCAAGAUAUGUUAUCGAGUAAAGUUGCAGAAGAAAAUGCGAAAAAUGACAGUCAUAGAAUAGAAACGGAGGAGUCCGAAGACCAUAAAACACCAGAAAUUCCCCCGAUUUCUACAAUUAGUGAGAAUAUAUCGCUCGCCAAUAAAAAGGAACAGGAGCACGAAGAAGAAAGGAAUCGUGACAACGAAAGAGACAAGAGACGUGUUAGUUUACCGGGCGAAAGCGAGAUGAAGCAAGAUGGCAGGACGGAGAAUAUAUCUCAAGGCACGAACACAUCCACUUCACCGAAACGACCGCGUAGUGCCUCCACUAGUACACAAGUCGAUUCAAAUCAUUUCGAGUCAAGUCGUCCGAAGUGCACGCGGCCGAUGUUCUCGCCGGGCCCGACUCGGCCGCCCUUCCGCAUCCCCGAGUUCCGCUGGUCCUACAUACACCAGCGCCUGCUGUCUGAUGUGCUCUUCUCACUCGAGACUGAUAUACAGGUGUGGCGCAGUCACUCCACCAAGUCAGUAAUAGACUUCGUGAACAGCAGCGAGAACGCUAUCUUCGUGGUGAACACCGUGCACCUCAUCAGCCAGCUCGCAGACAACCUCAUCAUUGCUUGCGGCGGACUGCUGCCGCUGCUCGCCUCCGCCACAUCACCCAAUAACGAGCUGGACGUGAUCGAGCCGACACAGGGCAUGCCUGUGGAGGUGGCGGUGACCUUCCUGCAGAGGCUGGUCAGCAUGGCCGACGUCCUCAUCUUCGCCAGCGCACUCAACUUCGCCGAGCUCGAGGCUGAGAAGAAUAUGUCCAGUGGUGGGAUACUGAGGCAGUGUUUGAGACUGGUGUGCACGUGUGCGGUCCGCAACUGCCUCGAGUGCAAGGAGCGCCAGCGCUGCGCCGCCGCGCGCGCCGCUCGCGCCCCGGACUCGCCCGCACCUAAGAGUGUGGUGGCGAGCCUGGCGGACGCGGCCAGCCCCGUGAAGGACCCCGAGCGGCUGCUGCAGGACAUGGACGUCAAUAGACUGCGCGCCGUCAUCUACAGAGAUGUGGAAGAGACGAAGCAGGCUCAGUUCCUGUCUCUGGCGAUUGUUUACUUCAUCUCAGUGCUGAUGGUGUCCAAGUACCGGGACAUCCUGGAGCCGCCGCACGCGCCGCCCGACUGCGCGCGCAGAACUCACCACCACGAACACCAUGCGGGGGGCACGCGUCCGCUGUUCCCGCAGUGGUCGCACCACGUGUACCCGCAGUUCCUGCCGGGUGGGCACCCGCACGCGCAUCGCCACCCGCACGCCCACUCGCACAAGCAGUGCGCGCACAAUACGCACUCGGCGCACGCACGCCUCGCUAGCUACCGCGCGAACGCGGACCACAACGGUGAUGACGUGGAAUACGCAAUGAUUGUCGUAGACGAAAACAACUCUACUAUGAACGAGUUGGACUCUCCUUCGAUGAAGGACGAUAAAGAAGAAGGUGUGGCGCGUAUUGAAACUACUCCGGACGAGGCGAAACCGAAUACUAGCGAAAAAACAAAGGGUGAAGAUUCUCCCGCUUCGGACAAGGAGGAACCGCUUUACAAGUCCAGUCUCCGAGUGACCAGGCCCAAGCCCAAGAGCGUAGAUUCGAUUGAAGAUGCUGGUUCGUUUCAUCUUAACUCGACGGAGACCACAAACAAUGAUCCAGAGACAUCGAGUGAGAUUGCAAUGGACGAUAAUAAACAUCCAGUGAGCAAUGACGAGUCGUGGACGGAUGUGAACUUGAACGAGGAGGAGCGAGGACCUGCCACUAUCACACGGAGGGAUCACGAAGGGAAUAUUCAUGAAGAAAUGGAGAAGCAGAUUCAGAUGAGGAACGCGGAACAGCAACAGCUGCAGCAGAGGCAUCAGCGGAGGACCCUGCAGGCGUCGCAGCGACAUCUGCACCCGGACAACGAGACCCUGGCGGGGCUGAGCGCGCUGGGCGCGGGCGAGCUGGGCGCGGGGCGCGAGGCGUCGCGCGAGGCCUCGCUGACACACAAGCUGGAGACGGCCCUGGGCCCUGUCUGCCCGCUGCUGCGGGAGAUCAUGCUGGACUUCGCACCCUUCCUCUCCAAGACUCUCGUCGGCAGCCACGGACAGGAGCUGCUCAUGGAAGGUCUGCAGACGUUCAAGUCGAGCACGUCAGUAGUGGAGCUGGUGAUGCUGCUGUGCUCGCAGGAGUGGCAGAACUCUCUGCAGAAGCACGCCGGCCUCGCCUUCAUCGAGCUCAUCAACGAGGGCCGCCUGCUCUCGCACGCCAUGCGCGACCACAUCGUCAGGGUUGCCAAUGAAGCUGAAUUCAUACUGAACAGGAUGAGGGCCGAUGAUGUCCUCAAGCAUGCCGACUUUGAGUGUGUGUGUGCGAGCACCAGUAGUGAGCGGCUGGAGGAGGAGCGCACGUGUGAGCGGCUGAUUGCGGCCGCACGUCGCCGCGACCACGCCGCCGCCGCACGCCUGCUCGACAAGCUGCGCCACGCCGCACACGCCAGUAUCACUGGAACUGAUGAGGGUUCCAGCGAGGGCUUUUGGAAGCUGGACUCGUGGGAGGACGACGCGCGGCGCCGGCGCCGGCUGGUGCCAGACCCGCGCGGGCGCCGGCGCGCCGCACUGCCCGCACAUGCGCACGCGCCGCCCACACCACCGAGCGACGCUAUACUACAGGCGACAGAGGAGCUGCACGCGCGCAUCGCGCAGGCUGCUGGCGGCGCGCAGCUGCCGGCGCCCGCAGCUGAUCUGCUGGACGACGCCGACGCGCUGCUCGACGAACGCGACGCUGAGCAAGAACUUACCGGUCCGGUGAACAUCAGUACAAAAGCGCGGCUGGUGGCGCCGGGGCUGGUUGCCCCUGGCACCGUCUCCCUCACCUCCACAGAGCUGUACUUCGAAGUGGAUGAAGAGGAUCCUGAAUUUAAGAAGAUCGACCCUGAGGUGUUGAAGUACUGUGAGCAUCUGCACGGCAAAUGGUACUUCAGCGAGGUACGCGCCAUCUUCUCGCGCCGCUACCUGCUGCAAAGCGUCGCCAUCGAGAUGUUCCUCGCCAGCAGAACUUCAAUCUUCUUCGCGUUCCCCGACCAGGCGACUGUCAAGAAAGUGAUCAAAGCCCUGCCCAGAGUGGGCGUGGGCAUCAAAUACGGCAUUCCUCAGACACGACGCGCGUCAAUGAUGUCGCCCCGGCAACUGAUGCGUAACUCCAAUAUGACACAGAAAUGGCAGAGACGAGAGAUAUCAAACUUCGAGUACCUUAUGUUCCUCAACACGAUAUCAGGGCGCACGUAUAACGACCUGAACCAGUAUCCCGUGUUCCCCUGGGUCCUAACAAACUACGAGAGCGAGGAGCUGGAUCUCAGCCAGCCUUCAAACUACAGGGAUCUAUCCAAGCCUAUCGGCGCGCUUAACCCAAGCCGUCGUGCGUACUUCGAGGAGCGGUACAGCACGUGGGAGCACGACUCCACACCGCCCUUCCACUAUGGUACACACUACUCCACCGGCGCCUUCGUGCUCAACUGGCUCGUCCGCAUCGAGCCGAUGACGACAAUGUUCCUGGCGCUGCAUGGCGGCAAGUUCGACCACCCCAACAGGCUGUUCUCAUCCAUCGCCUCCUCCUGGAAGAACUGCCAGAGGGAUACCUCCGAUGUUAAGGAACUGAUCCCGGAGCUGUUCUUCCUGCCGGAGAUGCUGGUAAACAGCGGCGGCUAUAAGCUGGGCAUCCCGGACUCUCCCUCGGGCGACGUGUUGCUGCCGCCGUGGGCCUCCUCCGCCGAGGAGUUUGUGCGCAUCAACCGCAUGGCGCUCGAGUCAGAGUUCGUCAGCUGCCAGCUGCAUCAAUGGAUUGAUCUUAUAUUUGGAUACAAGCAGAGAGGGCCGGAGGCGGUGCGCGCUACGAACGUGUUCUACUACCUGACGUACGAGGGCGGAGUCCGGCUGGACCAAAUCACGGAUCCGGUGACGAGGACCGCGGUGGAGGACCAGAUCCGCAGCUUCGGACAGACUCCGGCGCAGCUGUUGAGUGAGCCGCACCCGCCGCGCGCCUCCAGCCUGCACCUGGCGCCGCUCAUGUUCGCGGCGCCGCCCGACGACGUGUGCAUGCGCCUCAAGCUGCCCUCCAACGCCGCCGUCGUGCACGUCUCCGCCAACACCUACCCCCAGCUCGCCAUGCCCACCGCCGUCACGGUGAGUGCGGCGCGUGCGUUCGCAGCACAUCGCUGGGCCGGGGGCGGCUGCGCGCAUUCUGCCGCCCGAGCUGACCUCGCCCCCCACCACGCGCCGCAUCACCACCACCCCUUGCUCAUGGAUCCCGUGUGGGCGGGCGGUGCCGCGGGCGCACUGUCGCGGCGACAGCUGGGCGACAACUUCUCUCAGCGCGUGAAGGCGCGCAGCAACUGCUUCGUCACCACUGUCGACUCGCGCUUCCUCAUAGCCGCCGGAUUCUGGGACAACAGCUUUAGAGUAUUCUCUACAGAAACCGCUAAGAUAGUUCAGAUAAUCUUCGGUCACUACGGCGUGGUGACGUGCGUGUCUCGCUCCGAGUGCAACAUCACCUCCGACUGCUACAUCGCCUCAGGCUCCGAGGACUGCACCGUGCUGCUGUGGCACUGGUCAGCGCGACACGGCGGUGUGGUGGGCGAGGGCGAGACGCCGGCGCCGCGCGCCACGCUCUCCGGACACGACGCGCCGCUCAACGCGGUGCUCGUCUCCGCGGAGCUCGGCCUCGUCGUCUCUUCAUCCAUCAACGGUCCGGUGUUGAUCCACACGACGUUCGGGGAGAUGCUGCGCGCGCUGCCGGGUGCGGGGAGUGCGGGGGGUCCGGGGGGCGCGGCGCCGCAGCAGCUGGCUCUGGCGCGCGAGGGGGUGCUGGUGGUGGGGUACGCGCGCGGACAUCUCGCCGCAUACACACUCAACGGACGGCGACUCCGGCACGAGACGCAUAAUGAUAACUUCCAGUGCCUGGUGCUGUCACGAUGUGGGGAGUACCUGGUGUGUGGAGGUGACGCGGGUGUGGUGGAGGUGUGGCGCGCCUUCACUCUGGCGCCGCUGUACGCCUUCCCGCCAGCCGGCGCGCCCGUCUGCAGCCUCGCGCUCUCGCACGAUCAGAAAUUCCUUUUGGCGGGUCUCGAAAACGGCUCGCUUGUUGUAUUCCACAUAGACUUCAACAGAUGGCACCAUGAGUACCAACAGCGGUACUGAUCCGCGCCCUACGCGCACUUUCACUGCUAAAUACUGACUCAAUGUCUCUCGAACAUUUUUAAAAUUACAGUUUUGUGUCAUAAAAAUGUCAAUUGAUAUUGACAGAUGUCAGUUACUGUCAGUGUUACCAUGUUAUGGUACGUGCUAUAAGUUUAGAAACAUCAAUACGUAAGUUUUAUUUAAUUUCGUUUGAAAAUACUUUUGAUGAUCCUAAACUGUUAGUGACCUUUAGAAGCUAGAUCAGCGUAAGACACCUAAACUGCUUUGAUAAGCGUUAGAAAUUGAUAGUUUGCUAUGCUCCUUACUAGUUUGGCCAGUGUUGCAAAAUUAGCUUUAUAAAAAUUACUUUGGUGCAUUUUUUAGAUAAAACAGCCAAAAAUUUUUUAUUUU